AUGGGGAGUGACAUGAGUAUGACAUUGCAAUUCAUUGGCAUAUAUGGCGUGAUUGUGACUUGGAUGGUAUAUGUGUUUAUAUUAGAUGCUGUGGUUAUGAUUACGAAUCUGGAAACUGCUAUUAGACACAAAAACGAUGAGCUUCGAGUCUUCUUUUUAGAAUCACUGAGUUUGCCUAAUUUGGAGUUUUUGAUUACGAAUCUGGAAACUGCUAUUAGACACAAAAACGAUGAGCUUCGAGUCUUCUUUUUAGAAUCACUGAGUUUGCCUAAUUUGGAGGCUCAAUGUGCACACCAAGCCCAAGGCACAAACAUCCGGGACCCCAAGGCCAUCAACCAAGCCCUCUGGUCCGGUGCUCAGGUAGAAACCGUGAAGAAAUUCGACGUCGGCUCCAACAAAAAAGAGGCAGCGGCAGCGACAGCCGUGAACGCGAGGAAGCUAGACGAAGCUGGGGAACCGACAGCUCUGGAAAAAGUGUCGGUGGAGGUGAGACAUGCGAUACAGAAGGCGAGGAUUGAGAAGAAGAUGAGCCAAGCCGAGCUUGCCAAACAGAUCAAUGAGAGGCCUCCGGUGGUUCAGGAGUACGAGAACGGCAAGUCCGUGCCUAACCAAGCCGUACUGGCCAAGAUGGAGAGGGUACUCGGAGUCAAGCUUAGAGGAAAAAUAUACCACAAGUGAUAUCAUAUCAUAUAUAUAGUCAGUAAUCAGUAUUAUUCGUUGAAUUUGAAGGCUAGGCAUAGAGUCUCUCUGUUUGUAUGAGCUGUGUUUGUGUGUUGUUUUCUUUAGUGGGUUUGUUUGUAAAUGUUCCUACUUUGAAUAGUCACCCUUGUAAAAAGGUGGGGCUAUUGUUUAUUGAAUUAUUGUUCUAAGUUUCUUAUUUGCUAUCAAAUCAUGUUCAUAUUGAAUUUCUUCAAAAAUAA
Cornus florida is the source of this 920-nucleotide messenger RNA. Its product is annotated as multiprotein-bridging factor 1c-like. NCBI's taxonomy places the organism in Eukaryota, Viridiplantae, Streptophyta, Magnoliopsida, Cornales, Cornaceae. The coding region runs from base 1 to 678 and encodes 225 amino acids. The transcript is spliced from 4 exons. The record is from RefSeq and is a predicted model, not a curated record. Gene Ontology annotation, cellular component: nucleus. Gene Ontology annotation, molecular function: DNA binding.